AUAAGUACCUGUAUCAUAAAUAAAUAUUGUGUACACUCUCAGGCUAGUUGUCGACUGGUACUUAUGUUAAUGAUGUUUUAAGAUAACUUAGAUAAACAUGUUACGCCAUCAGCAUUUCCUUUGGUUUUUGUCAAUGUGGGGAUACAGUCUGUGCUGCCCUUCCUCGUGUACUUGUCAUUCAAAUGGAAGAGUCUACUGUAAUAAUCCACAACAAAUGUUUGAUUCAAUACCUACAGAUAUACCUUCAAAUACUCUAUACCUCCACCUUGAUAACCAGCUUUUACGAAAUCUCAGCUCUUUGACUUGUAAUCAGUUUCCGAACCUACAAGAUUUGUAUAUAAACAACAAUCAAAUUGAAGUGAUACAGGACACAGAUUUUCUUGGAUGUUCGUCGCUAACUACAUUGUAAAUAUCAUCAAUACUUUUAAACUCG
This is a messenger RNA of Mytilus trossulus (common blue mussel), 433 nucleotides long. Its product is annotated as reticulon-4 receptor-like. The record is from RefSeq and is a predicted model, not a curated record. The transcript has 4 exons. Gene Ontology annotation, cellular component: extracellular matrix. Lineage: Eukaryota; Metazoa; Mollusca; Bivalvia; Mytilida; Mytilidae. Gene Ontology annotation, molecular function: protein binding. The coding region runs from base 98 to 409 and encodes 103 amino acids.